AGAAGAGGGGGGUAGGUGUGAGAUUGACCAAACCACCUUCACACGCACACACCAUACCCUCAAAAUUUGUCACGCACCAAUAUUUAAACCCUGAACUCCGCAUCCAUUCUUUUCUCAGCUUGAAGUUCCCUUCUCCUAGAGAGAACUCCAAGCUAAAGCUACCUUAUUCAUAAGAUUAUCACCUACGUUAGAUUUUCCAUUUCACCCCUACUCUUUCUUCUUAAGUACCAAAUUGGAACAAAAAUGCACACUCUCUCACCGCCGUAUUCCAACGCACUCAGCUACCUCCACCGGGGGAGUGAGCCCACAUUUCGAGUCGUUCCAACCCGAAUAACGGUUAAAUGUGGUUACGGGUUCGAAUCAUCAAGCUUCUCGCAGGGAGUCGGGUCAACCCGAACGGACUGGCAGAGCGCAUGCGCCAUCCUAUCCAGCAAGGUCGACUCUCAGAACGAGGAUUCAAACCCCGCAGCUGCCGGAGAGAACAUAGCCGCCGUGAACGGCCACAAAUCCGCAGUAACAGACCUGAACCUAGUCCACGUCAGCGGCGAAAAAACGCUUCCUCCAAAGCCGCUCACCAUCUCCGACCUAUCGCCAGCACCGAUGCACGGCUCACAGCUGCGCGUGGCAUACCAGGGAGUCCCAGGUGCGUACUCCGAGGCUGCCGCUGGCAAAGCCUACCCUAACGGAGAAGCCAUAGCUUGCGAUCAGUUCGAGGUUGUUUUCCAAGCCGUUGAGCUCUGGAUAGCCGAUCGCGCCGUUCUACCCGUCGAAAACUCCCUCGGCGGCUCGAUCCACCGGAACUACGACCUCCUCCUCCGCCACCGCCUCCACAUCGUGGGCGAGGUCCAGCUCCCCGUUCACCACUGCCUCCUUGCCCUUCCCGGCGUCCGAUCGGAGUACCUGACGCGCGUGAUCUCUCACCCUCAGGCCCUCGCACAGUGCGAGCAUACUCUCACCAAGCUCGGCCUCAACGUGGCUCGCGAAGCCGUAGACGACACCGCCGGCGCCGCGGAGUUCGUGGCCACCAACAACCUCCGAGACACUGCGGCAAUCGCCAGCGCACGCGCGGCAGAUCUGUACGGUCUUCAGAUCCUGGCGGAUGGGAUCCAAGAUGACCCGAAUAACGUGACCCGGUUCGUGAUGUUGGCCCGAGAACCAAUCAUUCCUCGCACGGACCGGCCUUUUAAGACGAGUAUCGUGUUCGCGCACGAUAAAGGGACCUCCGUGCUCUUUAAGGUGCUCUCGGCGUUUGCGUUUAGGAACAUCAGUUUGACUAAGAUCGAGUCAAGGCCGCAUCGUAACCGUCCGAUCCGGAUUGUUGACGAUGACAAGAAUGAAGGGACAGCAAAGCACUUCGAGUACAUGUUUUAUGUUGAUUUCGAGGCAUCUAUGGCUGAGGUCAGAGCACAGAAUGCCCUGGCUGAGGUUCAAGAAUUCACCUCCUUUUUGAGGGUUUUGGGUAGUUAUCCCAUGGAUAUGACACCGUGGAGCCCUUCUGCUUCUCCUUCUUCUCGGGGAGAGUAGAAUUUAGCAAUUUCUCUAUUAUUUUUUUUUUCAUAAAACGUAAUUGAACACAUAAUUGUGCCAUAUGAUUAUAUAUUUGAUCAUUGUCAAAAUUGUGCAGAUAAUCCUUUAAUAUUUUGGUUCGAUUCGAUUUUACAGUAUAUAUUUUUGAAUUA
Molecule: messenger RNA, 1679 nt
Organism: Arachis duranensis
Lineage: Eukaryota; Viridiplantae; Streptophyta; Magnoliopsida; Fabales; Fabaceae
Product: arogenate dehydratase 3
Exons: 1
Coding region: 244-1524 (426 amino acids)
Biological process (GO): L-phenylalanine biosynthetic process
Cellular component (GO): cytoplasm; chloroplast
Molecular function (GO): arogenate dehydratase activity; prephenate dehydratase activity
Source: RefSeq, a predicted model, not a curated record